AUGCGCCACGUCAGCUCUGGCGGGAGCAGGCGACCAAUAGCGGAGCUGGCUCAUCUGCUCCUCUUCAUAGCGCCGGAGGUGCUCCAUCUGCGGUUCAGUGCGGUGAAAAUGAAACGUGGGGAGAUGCAACGUGGAGCCGCACAAGCGGCUGGAGAUCCGGGAUUCACGGUAGCGACCAGCGCUUCCGCCGCCACGACUCGCGAUGAUUCGCCAGCGGAAGGCGCCACGCAAGCCACGUGGACAUACCGAGCGAGUCCGUUCAUUCCGCGUGACGUGGUGGAGAUCGUGGUGGUGCGGCACGGCGAGACGACGUGGAAUCGCGACAACCGCAUGCAGGGGCAAACGGAGUCCCACCUCAGCGACGUCGGCCGCGCUCAGGCCCGCGCGCUGGCAGCUCGCUUUGCGGGGGCCGACCUGCCUUUCACAGCGCUGUAUUCAUCGGACCUCAGGCGGGCGGCAGAGACGGCAGAAGCGGUGGCAGAGGCGGUGGACAUGGGGGCAGAGCAGGUGGUGCGGCUGCCAGGACUCAGAGAGCGUAACUUGGGGGUUCUGGAGGGCCUCGUUCGAGACGAAGCUUCUCAGAAGCACCCUGAGGCGUACGGCGUACUGACCUCGAAGGACUGGAGUCAACCUAUUCCUGGAGGGGGCGAGAGCUUGGAGGCCAUGUAUGGGAGAGUGACAGCAACCGUCAAUCGCAUUGCCAAGGAGCACCUUGGCCAAAGGGUGCUCCUGGUGACUCACGGUGGAGGAGGCGCACAUCCCGGCAGGGAUUUGCUGCUCGGGAAGCGGUCGCGCUCUCGGUCGCAUGUGGCGAGAGCCCUGCCGGUCUCGAUACACGACGUGGAAGGGCCGCUCCGCGACCUGCUCUUCGCGACGAUCGGCGCCGCGACGGCUCUCAUGGCGUCGGGGUGCAUUGCGUGGCUUACGAAGCGAAAAGAGUCCAAGGUGCUCGCGGAAGCCAAGGAGCGGGGGCCCGCCGCCUUGCCCGAGGUGCCGCCGGCGGCGGAUCCCAGCAACGCAAUGGGCGGCGCGGAGGUGGGCGCGGGCGGCGGCAAGGAGUCAGUGGAGUGGGUGAACAUGGUGCUGCAUAAGAUGUGGAAGGUAUAUCGGCGUUCCAUCGAGGCUUGGCUCGUCGGCCUGCUACAGCCCGCCAUCGACACGCUCCCGCUGCCAGCCGUCGUCACGCGCGUCGAGAUCGCCGAGUUCAGCUUGGAUUACGAGCCGCUCGCCGUGCGCAACGUGCAGCGCCGCGCCAGCCGACGCGCCAACGACCUCCAAUACCACGUGGCGCUGCGCUACACGGGAGAUGCGCGGUGCCUCCUGCUGUUACAUCUGCGCGUGGCGGGAGUGGACUUCGCGGUGCCGGUGGGCGUGCACGAUCUCGACGUGGACGCGGAGCUCUGGGUGAAGCUGCGCCUCACGCCGCGCAAGCCGUACGUGGGCACGCUCUCCAUCGCCUUCGUGCGCCUGCCCACCAUCAAGCUCGUCCUCGCUCCGUUCAGGAUCGUCAACCUUUUUGCCAUCCCGUUCCUCUCCAGCUUCCUCUCCAAGCUACUCACAGUCGACCUGCCACGUCUGCUCGUGCUGCCACGUCACAUCACCUUCGACUUCCUCCCGGCCGGAGAGGACCCCCAGCAGCACAUGGCGGCGGCGGCGUCCGCAAUGGUACUGGAUCUGCUUAAAUCGGAGACGUUCACAGGGCUGGCGGGGCAGCGGCCGUCGUCAGCAGCGUCAGGGCUCGUGCCCACGCGCAUGGAGCCCAGCGACUCGUUCGUCGGCGAGCUCUCUGUGACGCUGUGCGAGGCGCGCAACCUGCCAUCUUAUGGCCUCUCAGUGUGGAGCAACCCGUACUGUCGGCUGAUGGUGGGGGACGUGAUGGUGGAGAGCAAGCGCAACAGCGAGACGUCACACCCCUCAGGAGCGAGGGACCCGGUGUGGAAUCAGGACUUCCACUUCUGGGUGGAGGACCCCGUCGGGCAGAAGCUCACCGUCAUGCUCCGGGAUUCUAUGGCGCUCAACCGCAACAUUGGCUUCGUUGAGGUGCCCAUCUGGCAGCUGCAGGACUGCGUGCCGCUCUCCAUGUGGUUACCACUGUUACAAGACGGCCCCUUCGGCGUCAAGCCCGCAGCACAGGGCGAGAUCCGCAUUCUUCUCACCUACAAGUCGUACGUGGACCGUGACGAAUCCUCCACGUUUAGUAACACUGGUGGUAACGCAGUAACCGCCAUUCCGGCACCCACCGCCCCCAUCGCUUACAUAAAAGUGUUUGGAGAGAGUGACUCGGACAGUGAUAAGGGGACGGCAGCGGAGGGGGAAGCGGAAGGGGUGGAUGAAGAGGCGAUGCGGGCACUGCAGCAGGAGCGGGAGCAGAAGGGGCUGGAUAAGAUGGUUGAGGAUAGUAUCUCUGAGGUGGUGGCGAGUAACGAGGCGGAAGUUAGGGCGGAGGAGGCAGGCGAGGGGAGCAGUGCAGGGAAUGACGAAGGCAAAGUAGAGGAGAGGAAACCGUCUCUAGUGAGCGUGGCAGGAGUGGUGGGGUCGGGGGCGGUGGCAGCUGUGGGUGGGGUGCUGAACGGUGCAAAGGGGUUGGCGGUUGGUGCGGCAGGGGCAGUGGGAGGAGCGGUUGGGGCAGCAGGAGGGGCCGUGGCUGGAGCAGCUGGGUGGAUGUUUGAGAGUGUGAGGGGAGUGCUAAGGAACAGGACAAGUGAUGAGGUUUAUGCUGAAAGGGCAGAAGAGGAGGAGGAAGGGAAGGGUUCAGUUCGUGACGUGUCUGCAGCUGCUAGGGACGGAUCCGGUUCGGAUGCCGAACCGCAGAUUCGCAUCCGAGCUUUUCCUGUGAGUGACUGGUCGCCGCCGAAGCAGGGGGUUAAGGCUGAGCAGCGCGCUGGAUACGAGGUGGGUGAUUGGGAUGAGGUUCGGCAGGAGCAGAGCGAGGCUCGGUUGACAGAGUGGGACAUAGAGAACACAGCAGAGCGGCUGUGGCGGCUGGAGGAGAGGCGGAGGAGGAGGGAGCUGAGAGCACAGAGGGCGAGCAGUGAUGCUGAUGCUGCUGCUGACACGGGUGGGUCUAGGGGUGUGAACGAUGCAGCAGCAGUGAGGGGGAAAGUCAACGGUAAGCCAAAUGGUAGGGUGGUGAAUGGUGAGGCGGCAGAGGGAGCAGAGGAGAGGGGCAGGUCGGAUGCGUUUGGGUCGGUGAAUGGAGCCAUUAGCGACUUCUUUGACUCCAUGAACCACCAGUAA
This is a messenger RNA of Closterium sp. Yama58-4, 3237 nucleotides long. The record is from the annotation of a GenBank genome assembly. NCBI's taxonomy places the organism in Eukaryota, Viridiplantae, Streptophyta, Zygnematophyceae, Desmidiales, Closteriaceae.